Molecule: messenger RNA, 6653 nt
Organism: Falco peregrinus (peregrine falcon)
Lineage: Eukaryota; Metazoa; Chordata; Aves; Falconiformes; Falconidae
Gene: SSTR3
Product: somatostatin receptor 3
Exons: 2
Coding region: 852-2057 (401 amino acids)
Biological process (GO): neuropeptide signaling pathway
Cellular component (GO): membrane; neuron projection
Molecular function (GO): somatostatin receptor activity; neuropeptide binding
Source: RefSeq, a predicted model, not a curated record
CAUCUUGCCAGCCGGAAGGCUUUGCCGUGUCCCUGCAGCUCCGAGCAGCACCGGUGCUGUCCGCAAGAUCCACGGAACAGGGAUCUCCUCUCCUGUGUGCCCGUGGGCAUUCACAGGGCGCUUUGUACUGCCACAGCCCUCCCCCCCUCCUAGGGGAGCCGAGCCGAGUCCCCCCCCUCCCGCCACGCCACUCUCCCGCCACAGAGCUGCUCUCUGCAUCCCUCCCUUCCUCCUCUCCCUCUCCCUUCCACUGUCCCCAGCUUCUUUUCCCGUACUCGCCAUUCCUCCAUCCUCCCCUCCGCUGCACUCCCCCUCUCCCGCACCUGCCUCUCCCCCUUUUAUUCUCCAUCCUGGUCUCUCCCCCCGCUCCGCUCCGUCCAUCCCCUCCUUCCUCUCCCGCUGCCGGUGCUCCCGUGCCCGGCGCCCAUUGGCUGCCGGUACCCGUCCCCCGGCAGCCGCCGCUCCGCUCCCUCUGCCCGCGCCCGGCGGACGCGCCCCCUCCCGCGGGUGGCCGGGGCAGCGCGGCGGGGAGACCCGCCGGCCCGGGUGAGGGACCCCGCAGCGCCGGCCGCCGCCAGCGGGCGCGGCAGUGGGCCUCGGUGCCACCCCAGUGCCGCCCCAGUCACGGAGGGGGAGAUGGGCAGGGCCAGGAAGGACUCGAGUCUCCGGUAGUGCUCGGUGGGACCCCCUCCCUCCAGGGACCGCUUGGCUCAGUUGCUUUUGAGAAAGGGGAAGGGGGAAAACGUGACACGGAUUUUCCCGGUGAAGCAGAGGAAAAUGUACCUCCCAACGACACAUUGCUAACUGAUCCUGCAAGGACACUGCCCACUGCCCUUUUCCCUGCCUCUGCUAUGGACACUUCUGCUUUCAGCCUCCCCACGCCGGCAGUGUCAGAGGAGGGGAAUGCCUCUGGCAGCUGGGCAGGCUUCACCACCCCCAACAGCUCCACCACCGCCAGCCCUGGUGUGGUUGUCAGCGGUGUCCUCAUCCCUCUGGUCUACCUCAUUGUCUGUGUGGUGGGGCUGGCUGGAAAUUCUCUGGUCAUUUACGUGGUCCUGCGGCACUCUGUGAGUGAGUCGGUGACCAACGUCUACAUUUUGAACCUGGCCCUAGCUGAUGAGCUCUUCAUGCUGGGCCUGCCAUUCCUGGCUGCACAAAAUGCCCUGUCCUACUGGCCAUUUGGGUCUUUCAUGUGUCGCCUGGUGAUGGCUGUGGAUGCCAUCAACCAGUUCACCAGCAUCUUCUGCCUGACAGUAAUGAGUGUUGAUCGCUACCUGGCCGUGGUCCACCCAGGGAAGUCCUCCAAAUGGCGGACAGCACGAGUGGCCAAGGCCGUUAGUGCAACUGUGUGGGUGCUGUCUUCUGUAGUGGUGCUGCCCGUGGUCAUCUUCUCGGACGUCCCUUUAGGAAUGAGCACAUGCCACAUCCAGUGGCCAGAGCCUGCCUCGGUGUGGAGAGCUGGCUUCAUUGUCUACACUGCCACCCUGGGCUUCUUUGGGCCAUUGCUGGUGAUUUGUCUCUGCUACCUUCUUAUCGUUGUGAAGGUUCGUUCUUCUGGCAGGCGGGUGAGGGCUCUGUCUUCCAAGCACAAGCUUUCAGAGCGCAGAGUGACCCGCAUGGUGGUGGCUGUUGUGGCCGUCUUUGUCCUUUGCUGGCUUCCCUUCUAUGUUCUCAACAUAAUCAAUGUCGUCUGCCCACUGCCAGAGGAGCCAUCCCUCUUUGGCGUUUACUUCCUCGUGGUGGUGCUGCCAUAUGCCAACAGCUGUGCCAAUCCUAUCAUCUAUGGCUUCCUCUCUUACCGCUUCAAGCAGGGCUUCCGGAGGGCCAUCCUCAGGCCAUCCCGCCGGAUCCAGAGCCAGGAGGUGCCAGCGUGCCCCCCAGAGAAGACUGAUGAUGAAGGGGAAGAGGGUGAGAUCAGCAAGAUCACCCAGAAUGGUAAUGACAGGCAGGAGCACCCUCUAAGCAGUAGGGAAGGAGAAAGCAAUGAGCAAAAACCACUCCCUGAAGAGCCUGUGGGAUGUGAAAAGAGCAACAAGUUGCAUGUCAGUUAUUUAUGAUGAAAGGGACGGUGCAGGGGACAGACACACUGGGACAUGGGACCCCCUUCACCCUCCGUGCUUUUCCACCUCAAAGGCAAUAGGAGGUGUUGAUACAAGGGAAUAUUAAAGUCCAAGACUGCUUAAAAAUGAAGAGAGCUCCAUAAUCUUGUGGAAGACACAAGGCAUUGUUCUUGGCUUUGGAAGGGACACCUGAGGUUUGGUAAAGGAAGGACUGCACCCAGGGAGAGCUGAAGAGAUGAUGGGCACUGACAGUAUAGAGAAAGCAAUGUCAGCACUAGACUGCAUGAUUUGUCCUUAGAUGACCCAACUGUGAAGGUCAUCAUCUGCCAUCUGACUGAGGCACCUCAAGGAAGUCCUUAAAUGACAUAUACAACAAAUAGGCAUCCCAGUGCCUUGAUUAUCUUCCUUAUAAACACGAGAAGUAGUUUACCCUGUAAGAAAAACAGGAAGGAACAAUGUCUGCAGCAAAGACAUACGAGCCAGUUACAUGCACGGGUGACCCCUCUCUAGCUCUCCAGUAAGCCUUGGGGACAACUUUCCUACCCAUGCUCAUCGUGGCUGGAGACCACUCUGACUGCUCAAAGCCUCCUCUUUCUUUCCAGGGCUCUCAUGGACUCUGGGUAGGGGGAUGAGACUUACCUGGGAGAGCAAAUGGGACAUUUCUUUUCUGCAUCUCAAAUUCUUCAGGGUUUUCCUGGUGCCUCUGCAUCCUGGUGGAAGGUGUAACAAGGGUAGAGGAGAAGACAACAGGGCAUGGGUUGGAGGCAGGGUUUCCUACAAGCUGAAAUGCCCUUUCCCCUUUCCUCUCCCUAAGCCUUAUUGUAAAUAAACAAACAGCCUUUGAACUUAAAAGGCCAACUGGGCAGAACAGUUCUGUGUGUUUAGGGAAGAGGGGUGCCAUAGAUUUGGCUCUCCUGAGAAUACACAAUGCCUCUGAAAUGAGUUGAUCUCUGCAGAGAUUAAUGUUUGGCUGGUGCAGGAGAUCGAGGCAUGUAUCAGUAGCAGAUGGCGGCAGGGAGCAGAGGGAGGUUGGGGGAUCUCCAGCAUGUGAGAGCUGUGUUUGCAGGAGUCUGGGCAAUAGGAGGAACUGAUUUGUCUUGUGGGAAAUGUUAGAAUAUUUGGCCCAGGAUGGAGAGAAAUGGUGUGUCUGCAUGCACACAAAGGUGGUUGUAGGCAAGUUUGAUCACUGGACUGCACAUGUAUGAGAAUGGCCAAACAGGAUCAGAGAUCAAGGAGCCAGGGCUAGUGGAAGACAUGCAUGGGCUGAGCACUGAUGCUAAUCUGUGUGUGGCUGUGGGGUGCAUAUAAAUGUGUACAAAUGUACAUGAAGGGGUAAGCAUGCGUGUAAGUGUAUACAAACAUAGAUGAGGAAGUGUGGUUAUGUAAUUGUGGGAUGUUUAAGUGCAGAUAUGGUUGUGUAGGCAUGCAAGUAUGUAUGGAAAUGUGUGCGUGUGCACAUGUGAAUGCUUGGGUAAGAAUGUGAGAGUAUGUGUGCUGCUGUGAGUGCUGAAUGAGUGCUUGUUUCUGUGCAUCGGCUGUCGGAGGGAAGUUGUGGGUGGGCCCAUCCAAGUGUGCAGGCUAGAGGGGCAGAAAUGUACAAGGGUGAGUAGGUCUCUCCACUUUGACUUUGUUCCUGCAGGCUCUGCUGAAUCUCCGUCCCUAUACCUUGAACUUCUCCAUGAAUGCUGUUGCUAAGCUACAGCCACAAAGAUGACUCUUAUACUAGAGCCCUUGGUUGUAUUCGGGCACUUUUCUCCACAAAUAAUUUUGAGAAAUGGGAAGGAGGGACCCACUAGGAGGAGACAUGCCUCCCUGACGUCAGGAGAUGUUGGAGGUGGCAGUCUGUGGAGGGUCAGUGACAAGAGCUGGUUGGGUGAUGGAAAGAUUCCUCACAGGUCACUUGAGAGAAGACAUGAGAUGUGAAGGGAUAGCAUGGGAUCAGUUGUGCUGGAACAGAAGACAAAAGCCCUGGACUGGGAAGCAGAACAAGCUGCAGCAGCUGAGGAUGACAGGAACAGAACCACUUCAUGAGGAAGCAGGAGACAAGGUCACCCAAAGGUGACAUAAGAAGAAGCGAAGGCCUAGCAGGCAUCAGGAGAACUGCAGUGUAGGGCACCCAAGUUCAGGAAAAGAGUGUCACAGGGCUUCAGGUAAGGAGACAUGUCACAGCCAGGCCAGAGAGCAGAGGAAGGGUGGGAAGGACUGCAAACAUGACCAAGCAAAAGACAUUCAGCUGUGUUCUCAGCCACUGGUACAGCUGACAGAGAAAGAUUGUCCCUACGAAUGCUCCAUCCUCUUGUUUCCUCUUUGAACCUGGAUUGCUGGUGCCAAGCUGUCCAUGCCUAUAGGCUCAACCUCUGGAGCUGAGCUACCAGUGAUACCACACAGCUAUUGCUUAGCUCCUCUUACAAAGUGUGCUUGCUGCCCUGAGCAUGGGCAGACACCCAGGAGUGCAGGCUCAACUCUUGGGGAAAAGAAAGUGCUUGGUAGCCAGUUUCUAUCCUCUGCUACCUCUUCACAUCUCCUCCUCCUUCCACCCAUGCAUCAGCUGCCCACACUCUAGGCCCCAGUGAGAAAAGCAGCCAAAUUAUUCAUAAGCACGGGUUAUACAGUCUUGUGGACUAAAAAAGCCUUUUUUUUUUUUGGUUUGGGGAGCUCCCACUGCAUCUACUGGAUGAGGCACAAUCAAGAAAUCCUAGCAGAAUGAAGACAAACUGCCAAAGCUCCUGCCUGUACAAGGGGCAGCAAACAGCAGGGAAUUUAAAAGGUGUGGCUAUCAAGUGGUGAGAUAGAUGGACAACACAGCACUUUAAACGGGGGUCUGUGUUGCUCCUCUUGCAGUGAGGAGCAGGGCAAGGUGAAUGCUGGGCACCACUGGCAUAGCAAUCACUGUAGGGCAGGGGAGAAAUGGUAUUAGGUGAGGAGCAUGGAACACUUUUUGUGGUUGAUGACCAGGCACUGAAGAAGGUAUGAGACAGUGAAUGAGGACCUUGCAGAAGGCAGCUCAAAUGGGUGGUAGGCAGAUAUAGGAAGGGUUUCCUUCUCUGCAGAGUGGCUGCCCAGCUGCUGUGGGGAGAUGGGGGAGUUCCCUGGCUGCCAACAAGCUUAACAGAGAUGCUCUCCUUCACCAUUGAAUGGAGCUGAGACUUCAUUUUGCAAGCCUUUGCAGCUCCAUCUGCUGCAAGUCACCACUCAAGAAACUCCACCAACUGGUUGGCUUCUUAAAAUACCUGCAUCUUUGAAAAGCCCAAGCACUGCAACGCCAGCACCAAGCAAGCGUGCCAAGGAGACAUCAUUUUGAUACAUGGAGUCUGAGCCCACUAGCAAGGCAGCUCUGCGGGGGAGCCUGCUGGGAAAAACAAAAUGUGCUCUGGAGAGACCUGCAAAAUAAUGGGGGGUCUUUAGUUUAAACAGGAGUUUAAAAGAAAAGGAUCAUAAGCAUCAUAUUUUUCUGUCUUGUGUUUUCUUCUCCCCUGUAUGCCGCAUCCUAUUUCUCAGUGACAAAUCGGGGGAAGAAAUGGAGACAAACUAAAAAUGAGACUGAGGGAGGGAAAAGAAAAGGUAUUUUUUGUCUGAAAUUCAUGAGGAGAAAACAAAUGCUACAAAAACCUGCCAACUGUCACCACUGAUUAAAAGGCUGUUUUUUAUAGGAACAGACGUUUGGAACGACGGACAGUACCUUGCUGCCUCCUGACCCUUGCCCCUCUCCUCAGCUCUGUCUCCCUCCUGGUGAAUCCUCAGCUUUGUCUGUGGUAGCAGCGUUAAUCUGACCACCCUUAUGAUCCCUCUCCUAAUGAUGGUGUGGUUGACUCCGGGCAACCCAGAGGCCAUGAGGACCGUGCGCAGUGGCUAAGUGAAAUUCUGGACAUGUUCAGGGGGAUUUGUUCCAGUCAGAUAUGGAAAUGGAUUUUUCUAUUCUGGGUGCAGAGACGUGGAGAUAAGGGCUCCAUCAAGCCCUGCGCUGCACAAAAGGUUUUAUUCUCAUCACGUAGAGGUUGAAGCUGCAAGACUAGUUAGGGCCGCAGUGAUUUCAGCAGCAUUGUGCAGUGCCUCUUCCCAGCAAACGUUUGAUCAUAGACAGGGUGUUAGAGACACGGAGAGCCCGUUCUGCCAGCCGCUCAGGGAGUUUAUACGCACAUGACAAGAGUGCACAAGGGCAGAUAUAGAGGCAUAUGUAUGUGAUGUGUAUACAUGCAUAUAAAUGAGUAUUGAUGUGGUUGCACGCGUGUGUGUGGGGGUACAUGUGACUGUGUGAAUGUGUAUGAAUAUAUAUGCAUAUUCACGUCUCUGAGUGCUUUGAUUCAAGUAUAUUUAUGUGUGCAUGAGACCAUAUGUGGCCACCCACACAGAUGCACACAUACCCAGACAUGCACGUACCUCUUGGCCUAAGCAUGAACGGAAGAACAUAGCACAUACACCUCCAUAUACAGUGCAGGCAUGGGCUAAAACUGGGAGAUGACAAUGGGACCUUGAAAAUGGGACCCACACACAGACCCACCAUACAUGCACACCCAAGCAGAUUUCUGCCAGCCCAACAGUGGCCUGGGGCAGCUUUGAACCCACUCAAUGUGACCCUUUUGCUCUGCACAGGAG